AGAUUGCAAGCUUCCAGUUGCAAAGAUGGUUGGUUUGAAGUGCGCUCUGUGGUUGACAGUGGUGAUUGUGUCGUGUGGCGGAGAGGAGACGUCACGUGCAGACAACGGUGUCGGCCAUCUUCCCGUUUACCUUCCGGAGCCGUUGAGGAUGAUAGCGGAGAAAGCAGCCAAAGGUGAGGAAAUAAAGGCUGACGAUUUGCCGCAAGAGCUGCAUGAGCUGCUAGCCGACAUCGAAGCCGUUUGCGAGCUGGACCGCAAUGUGCACCAGUUGCAGGCAAGUGGCACACCAAGCGGCAUGCCAUCUGGCAUGCCCUCUCGCACCGGCCGUGGCCUGCUCACCUCGCUGCACUGGCUGACCAAUUCGCCGUUUGCCUUCUACACGGGAUCGGGUACACUUUCCUCUACUCAGUCGCUCACCAUUCUCGGCAGAAUCAUCAAUUCGGCGCUCAGACUUGACUAUGGUCCAGUGCGAUCGCAGGGUGCCACCACCAUGAUGCCUGAGGGACGCCAGUAGUUUAAUUCCAUCACAUAAGAGUGUUUCUGUGAUAAGGGACAGACAGAUUGAGUUCAUAGCGUCAAAUUUGUGAUGAGUAGCGGUGGGGGAUGUAGAAUAGACUGUUUAACAAAAGCUGUUCCAGUUGAAUUUUUAUCACGAUUUUGUUUUUCAAUAAAGAUAGUUUCUAUUUAUUCUGAAUUGAUAUUUUUAUCAUACUGUUUAAAAUCACCCACUAAAAUCUUUCAUAUUUUCUUUUGAUCAAAUGUUGAUCACCUUGAAGUCAGUCAGUCUGUUCUUAUUAUCAACAUUUUGUAUUGUCUAACUUACAAAUCGAAUACAAGGUUAUAUUAAA
Nilaparvata lugens (brown planthopper) is the source of this 848-nucleotide messenger RNA. RefSeq lists its product as uncharacterized. The record is from RefSeq and is a predicted model, not a curated record. The coding region runs from base 26 to 514 and encodes 162 amino acids. Lineage: Eukaryota; Metazoa; Arthropoda; Insecta; Hemiptera; Delphacidae. The transcript has 2 exons.